Molecule: messenger RNA, 597 nt
Organism: Caenorhabditis remanei
Lineage: Eukaryota; Metazoa; Nematoda; Chromadorea; Rhabditida; Rhabditidae
Exons: 3
Coding region: 1-597 (198 amino acids)
Source: RefSeq, a predicted model, not a curated record
AUGCUCAAUAACCUCCGUGUCGUAGAAAAACCGUCCGAGUCCAGAGACUUUAUUGCUAGAAUUCUGUCAGUGGAUGUCUCGAUAAUUGUUUGGAUGUUCAUCAUUGGAAAACAGUAUCUGUUGUUUUUCAUUUGCGCAUAUUAUGCUUUUAACGUGUAUGUUAGUGAGAAUCCACCACUAGAAGAAAUUCGAUCGGUUGGCUAUUAUAAAAGAAAAAUAAGAAUCGCAAUUAUCGGAUCAAUUCUCUAUAUAAUCUCCCAUGUUAUCAUUUUGAAUUCGCUAGAUUUGAGUGGAUGGACUUAUUAUACCAUAUACUGUCUUCUCAAUGUGUUUUAUCCGGUAUUUUAUAUUCGAUACACGUGGAAAGUUGUGGUUUUCAGCGGAUUCAAUUUGAAAUAUGGAUAUGGUAUUGGACCUGUCAUUUUUGGGAUAAUCGCUAUUGUGAUUCUUUUUUAUCAGAAUCCCCAAGGCGGGCAGCAAAUCCAUGUCUGCGCAUUGCUUCAUUGUAUCUACGAUUUCUGUCUCACUUUCAAAUAUUUCUGUAUCGAAUUACCGGGUCCUGAAGAAACUUUAUUGCAACGAAUUAAAACUGAAUGA